This is a messenger RNA of Brassica rapa (field mustard), 5091 nucleotides long. RefSeq names its product very-long-chain 3-oxoacyl-CoA reductase-like protein At1g24470. Gene Ontology annotation, biological process: DNA integration. Gene Ontology annotation, cellular component: endoplasmic reticulum. The record is from RefSeq and is a predicted model, not a curated record. Gene Ontology annotation, molecular function: nucleic acid binding; ketoreductase activity. NCBI's taxonomy places the organism in Eukaryota, Viridiplantae, Streptophyta, Magnoliopsida, Brassicales, Brassicaceae.
CCAACUUACAUGGACUAAAAUCCUUAGGGUUAAUCUUGAAGCCACCACUUGGGUCACAAGAUCACUCAUCGGACCAAUGCUUCACCGCCGUCGAGGAGCCAUCGUCAAUAUUAGCUCCGGUGCUGCCGUUGUUGUCCCUUCUCAUCCUCUCUACGCCAUCUACGCCGCCACCAAAGCGACCGUUUUACGAGGACCCUGAUUGGAGCCGGUGAAGAAAGAGAUGGGGUGUACUACUUCAAGGGUGUCAAAGUUGCUCGUUCACAUCAGACUUCUGCGAAAACUAUUUCUCAUGCAGUCCUAUGGCAUCGACGUCUUGGUCACCCUUCCUACAAAGUGCUUUCUACAUUACCUGUGUUUUCUGAUUUAAAAGUCGAUUUUAAGGAUUCUCACUCAUGUGAUAUUUGUUUUCGUGCCAAGCAAACACGUUCAGUCUUUCAUGAUAGUUUUAAUAAAGCUUUGGAACCUUUUUCAUUAAUUCAUUGUGACGUUUGGGGUCCGUAUAGAACUCUAUCAUCAUGUGGUGCUGCUUAAUUUCUUACCAUUGUUGAUGACUACUCUAGAGCUGUGUGGACAUAUCUUAUGUUGGAAAAGUCAGAAGUUAAGGACUUGAUCAAGAACUUCUGUGUUAUGAGUGGAAAACAGUUCGGGAAACAAGUUAAAACCAUUCGAACAGAUAAUGGCUCUGAGUUCAUGGUCUUGUCUUCAUAUUUUCGUCAAAAUGGUAUCCAACACCAAACCUCCUGCGUCGACACACCUCAACAGAACGCUCGCGUUGAACGCAAGCAUAGGCACAUCCUCAACAUUGCACGCUCACUUCUGUUUCAAGCCAAACUACCAGUUACUUUUUGGGGCGAGAGCAUACUCACAGCGGCUCAUCUCAUUAACCGGACACCGUCUGUUGUUCUACAUGGAAGUACUCCGUAUGAACUGUUACACGGUUCAAAACCUUCAUACGACUCUUUACGCACCUUUGGAUGCCUCUGCUACGCUCACAGACGACCUCGCAACAGAGACAAGUUCAGUGAUCGCAGCCGAAAGUGUCUUUUUGUGGGCUAUCCCUACGGAAAGAAAGCCUGGAAACUUUAUGAUAUCGACAGUAAUGAAUUCUUUGCCAGCCGCGACGUUGUUUUUCUUGAAGAACAGUUUCCAGGAGUUACAGAUACAUCAUAUGUUACACCACCAAUCUAUCAACCAAAUGCUACAAUCGAUGACUGGUUACUUCCUACUACACCAGCAUGCUCCGGUGAUACUACUCCACCAGUGAUUUCUACCACUACACCAGUGGCUUCUGACCCUGCACCAGUGGUCCCUUCUCCAUUACUACCUAUUACACAAACUACAGACGUUGCUCUUCCACCAGCGGCACAUGAUACUACUAAUGCAUCUGAGUCUCCAUCACCUGGAUCUUCCUUUACUCAACCUAGUUCUCCGGUUGCGCAGUCUACGCCUGCUACUACUAUUUCAGACACUCCUCCAUCACCUGGUCUUCCUGAGUUACUAGGUCGUGGUCAUCGUAGCCACAAGCCGUCUGUUCUUCUCAAAGACUACGUGGUUAAUGUUUCUACAGUUAGUACACCCCCCAUCACUUCUCUUUCAUCGACUCCUACUCAAGGUCCUCCUGUCUCGGUCUCAGGUAUUACUCCCUAUCCCAUCGACUCUUACUUGUCUCAAGCUCGUUUCUCAGUUGCACAUACAGCUUUUUUGGCUGCACUAACGUCUACUAACGAUCCUAAGUUUUUCAAAGAAGCUUCUCUUGAUGAUAUUUGGAAUAACUCCAUGACUGACGAGUACACAGCGCUUGACACAAAUCACACAUGGGACAUUACCUCAUUACCAAAAGGCAAAAAGGCGAUAGCUUGCCAAUGGAUCUAUAAAACGAAGUUUGACGCCAACGGCAAGGAAACUCGCAAAAAGUCUUGUUUGGUAGCUUGUGGGAAUCGUCAAAGAGAAGGCCUUGAUUAUACGGAUACAUUCGCUCCAGUAGCCAAACCAACUACCGUGCGUCUGCUCCUUGAGAUUGCCGCUACUAAAAGAUGGGAACUUCAUCAGAUGGAUGUUCAUAAUGCGUUCUUGCAUGGUGAUUUAAAAGAGGAAGUUUAUAUGAAGUUGCCACCUGGUUUCGAAGAUCCUGAUCCUACAAAGGUUUGUCGUCUCCGCAAGUCCAUUUAUGGGCUCAAACAAUCACCUAGAUGUUGGUUUGAAAAACUCAGCACGGCGUUGAAGUCUUAUGGUUUCAAACAGAGCAGAGCCGACUACUCUCACUUCUCACUUAUCAAAGACAAGAUCUCUCUACACAUUCUUAUCUAUGUGGAUGAUUUCAUCAUAGCUGGCAAUGACAUCUCCACAAUACAGAGGUUCAAGAAUUAUCUACACAAGUGUUUCCACAUGAAAGAUUUGGGAAAACUCAAGUAUUUUCUAGGUAUCGAAGUGGCUCGCAAUGACGAUGGUAUCUUCAUCUCCCAACGGAAAUAUGCUCUUGACCUUGUCACCGAGGCUGGACUCCUUGGGUCUAAGCCCUCUCUGGUUCCCAUUGAACUCAAUGACAAGCUCCUCCUUUCGAAAUCUCCUCUACUUACUGAUCCGGCGUCUUAUCGCCGCCUUAUCGGGCGUCUUAUAUACCUUACGUUCACACGACCUGAUCUUUGUUAUACAGUUCAUCUUCUUUCGCAGUGUAUGCAAAAACCGCGUCAGGAUCAUUGGGAUGCAGCUUUGCGUACAGUCCGGUAUAUUAAAGGUUCUCCAAGCCAGGGAAUACUACUACGGUCAGACUCUGAUCUUCGUGUCACUGCUUAUUGCGACUCCGAUUGGAAUACAUGUCCUAUCUCUCGACGGUCUGUCAGCGCAUACAUUGUUCAGCUCGGACAAUCUCCCAUUUCUUGGAAGACAAAGAAACAGAAGACGGUGUCUAUGUCCUCUGCUGAAGCUGAAUAUCGCGCCAUGGCAUUCACCUUGAAGGAACUCAAAUGGAUCAAACAACUACUUGCAGCUUUCGGAAUUCGCCAUGAUCAACCUAUGCGUCUCUUUUGCGACAGCAAAUCUGCCAUCUAUAUUGCCGCAAACCCUGUGUUUCAUGAGCGCACCAAACAUGUCGAAUCUGAUUGUCAUUUUGUUCGUGAUGCGGUCGUGGAAAAACUCAUCACAACUGAACAUAUCAAGACCAAGGAACAGCCAACAGACUUACUUACAAAGGCACUACCAUCAACUACAUUUGAUUAUCUUCUUUCCAAGUUGGAGAUUCACCUCCAAGUUGAGGGAGGGUGUAGAGAUAAGGACAUAACUUGUAGAUAAAGAUAACUAUGUAUUGUAGUUAUCUAAAUCCCCUAAGGGUUAAGAGAUCCUUCUUGUAUAUAUACACUAUGACGUACAUCAAUAUACACAACAGAUUACAUUUUAUUUUAAUAACUAAGAGUAUAUGAUAAAAUCAUAGGAAACCAAAGUGGUUAUCAUGAGGUAUAACUAAAAGACCGUUACUUAAAUUAGUUGCUUAGCGAUUAUAACUAAAGGUGUCUACAGAAAAUAUAAUUAAAUGAAAAAUUCUGCAAUUUUACGUUUACCAUUUUAUACUUUUUGAAGUAAAAUUCAGCAGUUUUUUCUAAUAUUGUUGAUAAGCUUUCUUUAAAAUCAUAUAUUAUAAUGUAAAACCGUAUGUUUUUAAAUCAAAAUAAAGUCUAUUUCUAUAUGUUUUGGUAUUAAAAAUCUACUUUAUAAGGGAAACGACUACAAAAUUUGGUUUCUUUUCAAAUUACUGACUACAGCUAUAUUGGUGACUUGCAUAUAAUCCAGAUUAAGGUUAAUUUCAUUCCGGUCUUCAAUUUCUUGGUGGUCGUUGUAUCAUAAAUAUGGAACUACUCAGUCAUUAGUAUAUGGGGGACCUUGAUCAUCCAAAAUUGUCUAAUGACUCGACUCCAUUGAGGUCGAUGUAUACCUCCCCACCACCCAUGUUAAGAGAUACACGCAUUUAAUCUUAGGUAGAUGCUUAAAGUAAUUAAUGGAGAAUAACCACGCUAGAAAACUUAUUUUGAGAUUUAUUAAGAUGUAUAUAUUUUUGGGUAAAAUGUUAAUUUUGAGAUUUGUCUUAAACUCUUAUAUUAGUUCUGCACGUUAUGAUAAUGAAUAUUAAUAUUAUCAUGAAUGUUUAUGAAUAGUUUACUGAGAUUUUAGAUUAGGUAGAUAAAUGUAAUUAAGUGUUGAUUUAUAAUUCUUAAGCUUUCAAUUUAUAUUAAUCUUUUCUUAUUUGGUUUUUUAAUGCUAUAUUAUUCUAUGCUAGUUUAAUUAAAAAUAGUAUUUCAUAUCUGAAAAAUAUUUGAUGAAAUGCCUGAAUAAAUAUUAUAAGUAUUUUUGCAUUCUUAGCUAACCAAAAUUGCUGUUACAAAAAAAAAAGCUAACCAAAAUUGAUAAUUGAAGUGUAGGGACAAUAUGAAUUCAUGUUUAAUGCAGAAUAACUUGUCUUGAUUCAAUUAGCUUAAGGAAAUAUUUACAUUUUCAGUGUGUUGACUUUGAUAAUCUAGAAUUGAUUCUUAAUUAUUACGAUCACACAUCCUAAACAUAUGGUUGACUUAGCGUAGUUGAAGCUUUGAGCAUAUCAAACCUCAUUAUAACUAGUGUGUUAUUUGUAUAAAAUGAUAACUAAGUAAGUAACGCUUUUCCCUUGAUAGCAAUCAAAGUACAAUUGUCAUCCAAAGUUGAUAAAAAUGUAUUUGGUUAUUCGAAAAAGCUUGCUUAUUAAUAUGAAUAUCAUGUUAUUAAAUAUAAAAUGCCAACAAGUGCUUCAAUGAAUUUUGUGAUGUUAUUUUUUCAUCAACUAGACAUGUAUAAACUAACGAAUAAGUGAAUCGGUGCAUGCAGUUAUGUUGAUAAAAUAUCAAGAUCUCUACAUGUGGAAUAUAAGCAGUUUGGUAUCCACGUCCAGUGCCAGGUGCCGUUAUACGUGGCAACGAGGAUGGUGUCAGUAGUAGCAGCUGUUGAUAAACCAAGCUUCUUUGUACCGUCGCCGGAAGUCUACGCGAAAGCGGCGGUGAAGCAGAUCGGAAUUGGAUCACGAUGCUCCCCAUUCUGGGCUCAUUCCCUUCAAUGGUUUCUCGCAGAACUUAU